Cryptosporidium ubiquitum is the source of this 633-nucleotide messenger RNA. RefSeq lists its product as uncharacterized. Bases 1 to 633 code for a protein of 210 amino acids. Lineage: Eukaryota; Apicomplexa; Conoidasida; Eucoccidiorida; Cryptosporidiidae. The record is from RefSeq and is a predicted model, not a curated record. The transcript has a single exon.
AUGAAUCAGGUCAAACACAGAAUUUAUUGUGAUCUGUUGGACGGGGAAUUACCUUUAUUAUUCUACAGAAAUGCUCUUUCGCUUGAGAACCGCUACACUGACAAGAGUACUCCAGUUCAGCUUUGCUACCCUGACAUGAGCAUCACUCUUGGAUUCCAUCCCCAUAGUUUUAAUCUUUAUCAACAGUUAAAUCUUGAUGCUGAAGGCGAAGGCAUUUUUGAGCGUCCUUCCUUAAUUGUUUCCACUGAAUGUAAGGACUUUAACAACAUUCGUGCAGAUGUUUAUCGUUGGGGAAUUAUAUAUGUAAUAUGCACAUCUUUAUUGCUAAUGUAUAUAUUGAAGAUUAUUAUGGAGAAUCAAGUGUAUGUGAACGAUAUUAUUGGUAUUAAAAUUAACAAAUCAGCUUUUCAUAUCGUAUGUUUAUUAGUGUCACUUUCUCCAUUACUAGCGGUGAUUGAAAGAUGCCCAUUUUUUAUGUUUAUAUAUAAAGCUCUGUUUCCUUCAAUACUUAUCAUUAUACUUUUAUUUUUUCUUAAUGAAGUAUGGGACUUAUUAUUUAUACUCCUACUUUCAAUAGCUAGGUUAUCUAUUUCAUCUAUUCAGUACAAAAUGGUAAGUUCACUGUUUUCGUGA